AUGCUGGGAAAGAUCGUUCUUGAGGAAGCGUAUGAACGCGCCGGUCGAGAGGAAUUCUCUCGUCAGCUAACGAAAGAGUACAUGGCUCCUGCUGGCCGUGAACUCUACAUGCGAAGGAUCCAUGAUAUCAAAGGUGAGCGCCUUCGUCUCUCUGACGCCCACGGCAUUGGCUACACGAUUCUAUCUCAGACGGUCCCUGGAAUCCAAGGAAUUACCGAUCCAAUUGAAGCAGCCAAAGAGGCUACCCUUACCAACAACUGGCUCGCCAACGAGAUCAAGGGCCAUCGAGACAGACUGGGUGCUUUCGCGUCUUUAUCUAUGCACGAUCCAACGCAAGCUGGGCAAGAGCUCCGCCGCUGCGUUUUGGAGCUUGGCUUCCACGGGGCGCUGCUGAAUGAUUUUCAGCACGCUGGCCCAGAUGGCGCUACCUACCUUUUCUAUGACCAGCCGCACUAUGAUGCAUUCUGGAAAGUGGUCGAGGAGCUUGAUGUUCCGAUCUAUAUCCACCCGACUGCUCCGUCUGACGUGGUUCGGGAGAAGCUUUAUGCGGAGCGACCCUACUUGAUCGGUCCCCCUUUAUCUUUUGCCAAUGGGGUAAGCCUCCAUACUUUAGGACUUAUCACCAAUGGAGUCUUCGACCGAUUCCCAAACGCGAAACUCAUCAUCGGCCACCUUGGAGAGCAUAUACCCUUUGAUUUCUGGCGUAUCAAUCACUGGUUCGAGGAUGUAAAGAAACCAUUGGCUAAAGAGGCAGGCGGCGUUAUGUGCCAGAAGACUAUUUACGACUAUUUCAAAAAGAACAUCUGGGUUACAACUGCCGGUCAUUUCUCGACCAGCACCUUGAAGUAUGUUGUCAACGAGAUUGGAGCGGACCGUGUCCUUUUCAGUGUUGACCAUCCGUAUGAGACAAUUGAAAGGGGCUGCGGCUGGUGGGACAAUGAUUCUAAAGCUAUUCAACAAGCCGUCGGCGGAAGCGAUAAUUACUGCCGCAUUGGUCGCGAAAACGCAAAAGCGCUCUUUAAAUUGGGUUCCUUCCACGAUUGCGACGAACCCGUCGUCUAG
Molecule: messenger RNA, 1062 nt
Organism: Trichoderma asperellum CBS 433.97
Lineage: Eukaryota; Fungi; Ascomycota; Sordariomycetes; Hypocreales; Hypocreaceae
Biological process (GO): secondary metabolic process
Cellular component (GO): cytoplasm; cytosol
Molecular function (GO): carboxy-lyase activity; hydrolase activity
Source: RefSeq, a predicted model, not a curated record